This is a messenger RNA of Racocetra fulgida, 1044 nucleotides long. The record is from the annotation of a GenBank genome assembly. Lineage: Eukaryota; Fungi; Glomeromycota; Glomeromycetes; Diversisporales; Gigasporaceae.
AUGUUGUAUUUUAUCUUUAAAGUUAAAGAAAUAGAAGAAAAGUGGAUAGAUAAGAUGAGAAAUGUUCGAGGAACUGUGCGAAAAAAAACCGGAGCGGAGAAAAAGGUAGAAGUCGAACUAGAAAAAUAUCAAUUAAUUAAUUCGAGUAAAGAACUACCUUUUGAAAUUGCUGAUGCGGCCAACAUUAACGAAGAUACUCGUUAUCGUUAUCGUUAUUUGGAUUUGCGGCGCUCUCGCAGCAAAAGGCUUUUGCUCCUCAAAAGCCAGUUUUGCCAAGCCGCCCGGAAUUUUCUUCACCAGCAAGGUUUUGUGGACCUCGAAACUCCUAUUUUAGCCCAGAGUUCGCCCGAAGGUGCCAACUGUUUUGUAGUUCCUUCUAAUCUGAAAAACCGCUAUUACACCCUGCCUCAAUCACCCCAAAUCUUUAAGCAGUUAUUAAUGAUAGGAGGAUUUACUAAAUAUUAUCAGCUUGCUAAAAGUUUUCGUAAUGAAGGAGCCCGCAGCAAUCGUCAAAUCGAGUUUUCGCAACUUGACUUAGAAUUGAGUUUUGUUUCCUUAAUCCAAAUUAAGCGAAUUAUCGAAAAACUCCUUCAAUUUACUCUUAAAAAAAUUUUUAACCACCAAUUAAAAACUCCUUUUGCUUCUUUAACUUACCAGGAAACCAAAAAAAAAUACCAAACUGAUAAACCAGAUUUACGCACCACUGUCAACCCCCAGGAAUUAAGUGAAGCAGUUGACCUGGUAUGUAAUGGAGAAGAAAUAUUAAGCGGUGGUCUCCGUAUUUACCAGCGACAACUCCAAGAAAAAAUGUUAGAAAUACUAGGUUACGAACCCCAAGAAAGGGGGGAAAAUUUUGGCUACUUUUUACAAGCCUUAGAAUUUGCGGCUCCGCCGCACGGAGGAAUUGGCCUGGGAAUUGACCGUUUAUUGUCUAUAAUUCUUCAAACUAACAGCCUCAAAGAAUUAAUUGCUUUUCCUAAAAAUAUUGAUGGUAGUUGUUCUUUGACUGGUGCUCCAAAUUUUAUUAAAGAUAAAAAACUAUAA